GUACAGGAACAGGGCAUCUUGGCUCUGGAGAAAGCUACGUGGCAAGAGGCGGCUGGUGAUGGCAUUCUGCCUCUUGAUAGCUCUGUCUGUGAUGGCUGUCACCCGCUUCCCCUCACAGCCUCAAGCUCCUGUGGAGCCCCAGGGGGUAACCAGCGCCCCCGCCCCCCACAGCCCGCGGGCUCUGAGCUCCCGCUGGAGGCAGCGGACAAGGAACCUGCGUUUCUGGAGAAGCUGGGCCCUGUCCCGGAGCUCCAUCCCCGUGUGUGCUGAGAAGCCAGGCCACGGAGGGAGAGUGGACAGCAGCAGGACCCCGGGAGGGGACAGCAGGCAUGUGGGGAGGGUCAAGAGGGACAUUGCUUUGGCAUCUCUUGGAGAUUUGAGACUCAGUACCCAGCGUCCUGUGCCCCUGAGAAAGGAUGAGGUGAGGGGUCCAGGAACCAAAGACCUGCGACCCCCUUGGAAGGAUGGUCCCAUCCGAGAGGCACAGAGUGAGACAGGCACCCUGGUCAGCCCCCUCCCAGGGCACGGGAGAGCUCCUGCUGGAAAGACCCUCCGGCCCCAUGCAGCAGAAGGCAGGGAUCUGCCAGGAGCUGGGAACAGAACCUUGACUGGUGGGCAGCAAGCAGCGGAGCCCACCCUGGCCAUGGGGGCUCGUCGGUGGCCUGGCUCUGUCGCGGAGCUGCAAGGAUCCAUCUGGUGUGCCCCCGAGCCCCCCGGGCUGUUGACCAGCUUGAGGCCUGGUGGGCAGGUGCCUCCAUGGCUCACAGAACAUGAUGUAGAGACCCUCCAGCUGUUGGCCCAGGGGCAGGUGGUGGGCAAAGCCAGGGUCCCUGGCCACGGGCAGGUGCUGCAGGUUGGCUUCUCUGCUGAGGGUGCCCCUCAAGACGUGACUCCUGGGCUCGGCGGACUCUGCUCCCAGGGCCUCUGUGGCCUGAUCAAGAGGCCGGGGGACCUGUUCGAGGUCCUGGCCUUCCACAUGGACCGCGUGCUGGGGCUGCACCGGAGCCUGCCUGCCGUGGCCCGGCGCUUCCACAGCCCCCUGCUGCCCUACCGCUACACAGACGGGGGCGCGAGGCCCGUCAUCUGGUGGGCACCCGACGUGCAGCACCUGGGUGACCCGGACAACGACCAGAACUCUCUGGCCUUGGGCUGGCUGCAGUACCAGGCCCUGCUGGCCCGCGGCUGCGGCGGGCCGGGCCAGGCGCCCUGCCUGGGCAUCCACCACGCCGAGUGGGCACGCCUGGCACUCUUUGACUUUCUGCUCCAGGUCCAUGACCGCCUGGAUCGCUACUGCUGUGGCUUUGAGCCCGAGCCCACAGAGCCCUGUGUGGAAGAGGGGCUCCGGGAGAAAUGUGCGAACCCGGGCGAGUUGCGGCUGGUGCACAUCCUGGUCCGGAGCAGCGACCCGUCCCACCUGGUCUACAUCGAUAACGCCGGCAACCUUCAGCACCCCGAGGACAGGCUGAACUUUCGGCUGCUGGAGGGCGUAGACGGGUUUCCUGAGUCUGUCGUGAACGUUCUCCGGUCAGGGUGUCUACAGAAUAUGCUGCUCAAGUCACUGCAGAUGGACCCUGUGUUCUGGGAAAGCCAAGGCGGGCGACAGGGGCUGAAGAAGGUUCUCCAGGCCCUGGAGCGGCGAGGACAGAUCCUCCUGGGACGCAUCCGGGAGCACAACCUGACGGUCUUCAGGGACAGGACCCAUGAGCCCCACACGGCCCGGGCAGGGCCCUUGCCUCGCUAGUGGGGGCUCAUAGCACGACCUGAGCGGUGAGCACCCUGCUGAGAGCCACAGGCUCACCCAUCUGGAAGACAAAUGGGAGAUGCCAGAGCCAGCAGGGCACCAUGGACGUCUCGGACAAUGUCACCUGCUUGGGAAGGUGGAGGCCGUAUGGGUGCUGGGUUUUCAAUCUCACCACAUUCUUUUCUGCCUCCUCUGCUCUGGUUAUUUACCUCCUCGCACCAAUAAAGACAUACAAGAAUGUUCUACGAACUGUUCCAUAUACUGUAAAAUUGUGCAUCCCACAUGCAUAAGCAGAGCUGGACAACUGUGUGCGUGUGCAUAGAUGUGUGUAAGUGCAUGUGGCAUGUGUACAUGGCCACACACAUAUAUGAGACGAGCCUAAUAAAGGGUCUUUAUAGAAUUAUACCCGUGGCCCAGAAGCGCUCGGGCUGAAAGUCCA
This is a messenger RNA of Miniopterus natalensis, 2180 nucleotides long. The record is from RefSeq and is a predicted model, not a curated record. Lineage: Eukaryota; Metazoa; Chordata; Mammalia; Chiroptera; Miniopteridae.